AUGGCCAAGAAGAAGAAAGCUGCCCCCCGCGCCAUGACUCCCCCCAUACCCAUUUUAGAUAAUGCCGAAGAUGAAGACCUAAUGAACGAUCUACUGGCUCAACUCGAUUCGAAAGACAAUUCGAUGGACACUGAGUCGGCGAAAGUGCUCAAUGAUAUGGAACUGAACAAGCAGGCUGAUAAUAUCGACCGGGACAAUGCUAACGGGAAACGCAAGGAUCCGAAGGGACGGUUUAUUGCUCGUCAGGCCAGAAAAGCUGCGGCGUUAGCUAAGUCAUAUGCACCCGGCAACAAAGAUGAGGAUGCUAGACUGGAACGCGAAGCCAAGGAUGAGGAAAAGGCCAUCAAUAAAAUCUGCAACGACCUGAACGUCCAUCUCCACGAGAUUAACCCUGAUGGCCACUGCUUAUUCUCUGCGGUCGCCGACCAGCUAGCGCUCCUGGGCAUCGUACCAAAGUCCCAAGCCACCUACGUCCACGCUCGGAAGCAAGCUGCGGAUUACAUGGCCAGCCACAUCGACGAAUUUAUCCCCUUCCUCCCACCCCCGGGCGACGAAGAUCGGCUGAUGACUCAGGAGGAGUAUUUCAGCUAUUGCACGACCAUGCGUGAUACGGGGGUGUGGGGAGGCGAGCCAGAGAUUCUGGCAUUGAGCAAAGCGUACCAUGUAUCAAUCCACGUCAUCCAAAGCUCGAAGCCGUCAAUCGUAGUCCACGAACCCGAAGACAUGCCGCCCCCGAUACAGAAUGGGCGUGUGGUGCGGAUCAGUUACCAUCGCCGGAUGUAUGGGCUUGGAGAGCACUACAACUCUUUACGUCCGAACACGAGCUUCUCAGGUGCACUGCAAGCAAUUAUGCCCUGA
This is a messenger RNA of Pleurotus ostreatus (oyster mushroom), 858 nucleotides long. RefSeq lists its product as uncharacterized. The record is from RefSeq and is a predicted model, not a curated record. Bases 1 to 858 code for a protein of 285 amino acids. Lineage: Eukaryota; Fungi; Basidiomycota; Agaricomycetes; Agaricales; Pleurotaceae. The transcript has 4 exons. Gene Ontology annotation, biological process: protein deubiquitination. Gene Ontology annotation, molecular function: cysteine-type deubiquitinase activity.